Molecule: messenger RNA, 1299 nt
Organism: Daldinia decipiens
Lineage: Eukaryota; Fungi; Ascomycota; Sordariomycetes; Xylariales; Hypoxylaceae
Product: FAD/NAD(P)-binding domain-containing protein
Exons: 4
Coding region: 1-1299 (432 amino acids)
Biological process (GO): secondary metabolite biosynthetic process
Molecular function (GO): FAD binding; monooxygenase activity
Source: RefSeq, a predicted model, not a curated record
AUGACAACUAACGGCCAUACCAAUGAAGCAGCAGAGCGACCCAAGACGGAUAUAAAAGUAAUAGUGGUUGGGGCUGGAUUUGGUGGCCUAGGAGCGGCGAUAGAGUGUCACCGUCAGGGACACGAUGUCGAGAUAUACGAGGCAUUCCCAGAGCUCAAGACGCUUGGAGAUAUCAUCUCGUUUGGGCCAAAUGCGGGGAGAAUUUUCUAUCGUUGGUCAAAUGGCGAAGUAGUCCAACGAAUGAGGCCCCUGAGUAUCGACCUGAGGAAGUACGGUUUCAAUAUUCAUAAAUAUGACACCGGCGAGAUUGUUAUUAACCAGAAGACACCUCAAUAUGCUGAGGAUGCGCCAAAUUUUAACGGCCACAGGGGCGAGUUACACGAAGUAGUCUUUAACUACGCCAGAGACGAUCUCAAAAUACCAAUUCACUUAGGACACAAGAUCCAGACUUACUUUGAAGACGAGAAAAAAUCAGGUAUCGUGCUCGAAGAUGGUAGAAGAAUCGCCGCCGACGUAGUCAUCGCGUCAGAUGGAGUACGCUCUAAGGCACGAAAGUCCGUGCUGGGCUAUGAAGAUAAGCCAAAAAGUAGUGGAUAUGCUGUUUGGCGAUCAUGGUUUCCAAAUAAGGACAUGCUCGCCGACCUGGAGACUGCCCAGUUCUGUAAUAACGGCGAUACUUUCAACGGGUGGAUCGGACCGGACAUGCACUUUUUGUUCAGCACUAUUAAGAACGGCUCCGACUGCUGCUGGGUGCUAACUCAUCCGGACGAGCAUGACAUUGACGAGUCGUGGAGUUUCCCAGGGAAGCUCUCGGAAGUUAAAGAGGCAUUGAAAGGCUGGGAUCCUCUGUGUACUCGAAUCGUCUCGAAAACACCCGAGGAUACGCUUGUUGAUUGGAAGUUGGUAUAUCGGGAUCCUUUGCCUACCUGGGUCAGCCCUUCUGGACGGAUCCUACUUUUAGGAGAUUCGGCGCAUCCAUUCCUCCCUACGAGUGCCCAGGGAGCAACUCAGGCGCUCGAAGACGGCGUAGUUAUCGCUGUGUGUCUGCGACGAGGCGGUAAGGAAAACGUCCCGACCUCUGUCAAGGCACACGAGAAGAUAAGAUACGAUCGUGUCCGCCAGACCCAGAAGACCGGCGAGAGUACGCGAGAUAUGUGGCACAAGACGGACUGGGAGAAGGUCAAGAAGAACCCCGAGAUAAUCCAAUUCCCGAGACAAGAAUGGAUUUUUGACUUUGACGCGGAGAAGAAUGCCGAGGAAACAUAUGACACUAUUGUUAAGGAACUUCUUGCGGCAUAG